Molecule: messenger RNA, 276 nt
Organism: Dermacentor silvarum
Lineage: Eukaryota; Metazoa; Arthropoda; Arachnida; Ixodida; Ixodidae
Product: T-box transcription factor TBX20-like
Biological process (GO): cell fate specification; positive regulation of DNA-templated transcription; regulation of transcription by RNA polymerase II
Cellular component (GO): nucleus
Molecular function (GO): RNA polymerase II cis-regulatory region sequence-specific DNA binding; DNA-binding transcription factor activity, RNA polymerase II-specific
Source: RefSeq, a predicted model, not a curated record
AUGUUUCCUGUACCACGCGUCUCAUUCGACGGCCACGGGCGCUACGUGGUCCAGCUGGACAUCGUUCCUGUGGACAACAAGCGGUACUGGUGCGCGUACCACUGGUCUUCGUGGCUGGUGGCCGGCAAAGCGGACCCUUCGUCGCUGGCGUGCCUCUACGCGCAUCCGAACUGUCCCUUCACGGAGGACGAGCUGCGCAAGCAGGUCGUCUCCUUCGAGAAGGUCAAGCUCAACAACCAAAUGGACAAGCCGGGACAGAACUUCACAGCCCUGUAA